AUGGGACGUCCGGGACGUUUUACUCGAUAUCCGGACUGUCCCGGCCAAACCGAGACGAAUGGUCGAGUAUUCAAAGCACAUAAAUUAAUAUUAGCCGCAUGUUCGAAGAAGUUCGCCGAACUGUUCGAAAGCACACCCACAAAUGGUCAAUGCGUUGUCAUAUUGGAGGCCACGUCCUCCGACAAUAUGGCCGCACUGCUCGAAUUUAUGUACAAAGGUGAAGUGCAUGUGUCGCAAGAGGCUCUAAACAGUUUCCUCAAAUCUGCGGAGAAUCUGCAGGUGAAAGGACUGUCUACAGAAACUGGCCGUUUGGCUGCCCAACAAGCACAACAACACAUCGAUACAUCGCCACUCGACUCGCCCACCGGCCGACGCAGCAUGCGCAACAGCCUAAGCGGUGCCGGCGGUCUUGGUAGUGCUGUCGGCGGUAAUCCGCUUAGCAGUAUAGGCGGUGGUAUACCUAGCGGUGCCAUUAUCGGUAGCAGUAUGGCUGCCGCAAUGGCUGUCAAUGCGGAACGCAUUAGUAACAGUGGUAAUGGUAGCGGUGCCAGUGGUAACGGUUGUUCCGGUAGUAACAUUAUCAGCGGUCCUGGUGGUGCACAUUGUAAUGCUACAGCCGGCGGUGCAGGUGCUGGUGCCAGUGGUGCCGGUCCAGGUGGUAUGGGUAGCGGCGCAGGCGUUGCACACCAUCUAAGCAGUUCGAGUGGUAAUCUGAAACAAGAAUGCGAUUCACUGAUGCAAAGUAGUACCGCUGCAGCGCUGGCCGCCGGUAUACCACCUUACGUACCGCCCAUCUAUCGUCCAAUGUCAUUUGAACCGCCACGCAAACGUGUGCUUCGCAGUCCAUAUGCCGAGCACGAGGUGCGCGGUAGUGUGUUACGUGACGGCUCGAAGAAUUCCUCUUCGGAAUGUGCGAGCCCUAUUAGCAAACCGCCCUACCAUCGGCCAUCGUCGAGUGCAUCGUCGAAUGCACCAACCGAGGCGGACACAAUGCAAUCGGAGCGAACAUCACCGAGCCGUUAUGAGAAUCACAGUCCUGUCGCCACAGCUGGUAAUGGUAAUGUGCCGAGCAAUUUAUCGGGCAGUCUAGAGCGUACAGUGAAAACGGAACGAAACAAUGGCAGCACACACGAGGCUAACGAUGACGAUCAAAGCGAGCACGACGAAUCGAUUGAUAAUGGAGCCGAAGAUCUGCGAGUGAAAUUGGAGAAUUCCAACUAUUCGCCGCCACCGCCACAGCCACCUACCUCGAACGCUUCGUCCACAACACCAUCCGCACUUUUGGAAAAUCUAAAAAAUGUCGAAGCUGGUUUGUCGAGCAAUUUGGCAACCUCCAUAGCGCCAGAGGAUAUGUUGAAUGUUUGGAAUGCGACGAAAUUAAAUAAUAAAAACAGUGGCAUGGUCAAUACAGCGGACGGUAAGAAGCUGAAGUGCCUGUAUUGUGAUCGCCUCUAUGGCUAUGAAACAAAUCUACGUGCACACAUCCGCCAACGUCAUCAGGGCAUUCGCGUACAUUGUCCCUUCUGUUCGCGCACCUUCACCCGCAACAACACCGUGCGCCGACACAUUGCACGCGAACACAAACAGGAGAUCGGCUUAAGCGCGGCCAGCAGCGGCAUCGUGCCCGCUUCAGUCGUCGCUGCGGCUGCGGCGGCGACCGCGAAUCACUCGCAAUAGGAUGCGGCCGCAACAGCGGCAGCAGCAGUAGUCAUGAGUGCGCAGAAGGCAGCAGCAAAACAACGUAAACGAAAAUCAUUGAAAAUGGCAUUGGAAAAGUGCAUGCAACGACGCGAUGCGGCAGCUAGCAGUGUUGGCAGCGCUAGCACCGGUAGUGUCGUCGACGUCGCUGGCGGCGGCAGCAACCACAACAACAGCAGCAGUGGCAAUAUUGGCGACGCAGCGCACGGCAGCGGCACUGCCGUCGGCGUUAUAGCCAGCACAUCAACACGUGCGGCUGAGGAACGCAAACAACAGCAACAGCAACAACUCGUACAGCAGCAAAUCGAGUUGGAGCAGAGAAAACAGCAGCAACAUCAGCAACGUAAGCAGCGUCAAGAGCGACGACGUCAUAGCACAGCGCGCGGACGUAGCGCUAGCGAAAGUAGCGCAGUUGUGGAGCAACACGAGGACGCGGUAGCAGCGACGGAGGAGUCGGAGGAGCCAGGGGCUAAACGUGAGAGACAAGAAAUGUCGACAACUGUGGAAAGUACAACUGAGGGCGAUACCUCAUUUAUGGAUACCACUGGUAGCAGUUGCGCCACCACCACUGCCACCGAUAACUCCACCACAAGCACCAACAAUGCUACCACCAGCGAACGGCACAACAACACAAUUAGUACUAUCGACUCAUCGACUGGUGAGUUGGCUGACACGACUGUGGAGCGUUUGGAUACAACUAGCGAAAUCGAAACCGAUACGGAUGAGUUGCCAACCACCACAGGCGCUUUGGUGGCAACUGUAGUGACGCCAAAGAAUGCUGGUAGUGUAAAGGAAACCACAACCGCCGACGCUGUUGCUAAAGAAAAUGUUGCUGAUACAAUAUCAACCACAACAACAACAACAGCCACGCUAGCUGUUACAAUUUCAGCUUCCAAUGAGGCUAAACAAAACCCACCGGUACAAAUGGAAGCCGACGAAGCUGAAAAGGAUGUCGUGCUCAGCAUUAAGUCCGAAGCUGCUGCGGACGCUGGCGCGGCUGAAACGCAGGUAACCACAACUCAAACAACAAAAACAACAAUAGAAAAAGAAACUGAACACGCUGAAAAUGCCAACGCCAAUGCUAAACCAACGUCAACAACAACAACAAAUGCUGCUGAAUAAAUGUUGUUGUUGUUACGAAAAAGAGACAAUGCCAGAAUAUAGUUGGAGAGAGAGUAUGAAGAAGAAUUGAAGAUUUUCGUUUACGCGCACUAAAACGGCGAGCACGAAGCUUUUGCAUUGAGGCAAAGUUUUUGUUGCUCGCAUACAAGAAAAAGAGUAGAAGAAGAGGAAGAAAAACAGAGACUACUGUUGCAACCGCUGUUGCGCUCGGAUUAUGUAUGUAUAUUAGUUACAAACAAACAAAAAAAAAACAAGUUUAUGCUUAAAAAAGAG
This is a messenger RNA of Bactrocera oleae (olive fruit fly), 3093 nucleotides long. The record is from RefSeq and is a predicted model, not a curated record. NCBI's taxonomy places the organism in Eukaryota, Metazoa, Arthropoda, Insecta, Diptera, Tephritidae.